Messenger RNA from Ichthyophthirius multifiliis, 814 nucleotides. RefSeq lists its product as hypothetical. Lineage: Eukaryota; Ciliophora; Oligohymenophorea; Hymenostomatida. The transcript is spliced from 4 exons. The record is from RefSeq and is a predicted model, not a curated record.
AUGGCAGAAUAAUAAUAAUACGAAAACAAUAAAAAAGAAUUACUUGAUUCUUAUUUCACUAUAAGAAAAUUACAAGAACGCGUUAAUCGAUUAGAAGAAGAAAAUUAAAAUCUACAAAUAGAAAGAGAUGACAUAAAAAAUUAUUUUGGAAUAAAAAAGGAGAAAUAUGAAGAUAUGAUCGAUUUACAAAGAACAGAAAUUGAAUAAUUAAAAAACGAAAAGCAACGCGCUGAAUAUGAAAAUGAGAAAUCUAAAAGAGAACUUAUUGAAUUAAAAGAAGAAGUAUAAGAAUAACUUGAAGAUUAAAAAAAAGAAUUUGAAAGAGAAAGGUCUGAUUUAUUAGAUAGAAUUUAAAUUUUAUAAUAAAAACUGGAUAAUUUGGAAACUUUUGUAAGAUAAAAAGCUGAAUUGGAAGCAGAUAGAAGAAAUUUAAGGGAACAAUUAGAAAUUGAAAAGAGAUUAAAAUAAGACGAAUUAGCUAUUAAAGAAGAAGAGAAAAUUAAAGCAACAGAUAAAUUAAAAAAGAUAUGCUUCAUAAAAUUUAAGAGACUAAAACAUCAUUAUUGGCCUUAAAAAAAGAAUAACUUUAAACAACCACGAGAUUAACUGUUUUAUAAAAUCAUUAAUUGACAACUGAAUUAGAAUAUUAAUCUAAAUAAACUGAAAAAUUCUUAUUUAAAAAUUAAAAAUUAACCGAAUAGGUUUAAGCAUUAUAAAGAGAUGCUGAAAUUCAUAAAUAAGUUGAACAUGAAUUAGCAAAAAGAUCUCAUUUUUGUUAAUAAUUAAUUAAAAGAUUAAGUCAGAGAAUUAAAGA